This is a messenger RNA of Chara braunii, 2939 nucleotides long. Lineage: Eukaryota; Viridiplantae; Streptophyta; Charophyceae; Charales; Characeae. The record is from the annotation of a GenBank genome assembly.
CCGGGUAAAAAUUUGGUUCUGGGAACAGGGCAAGUUUCACCUGAGGAUAAGCAGGGACACCGGGGAUCAUGGCUCUUCCCGCAGCAGGUGGAGGGAAUCCCCCACCUGGCCCCCCGUUGUCCCCAGGGGAACUCACAAAGAUCAGGGAGUCAGCGAGCAAGUGCUAUGACGAAGGCGUGUGCCUUGACGACAACAACCUGGGGAGGGUAGUGGAAGACGCACAAGGAAAGAGGUUUGUGGUGAACGAGGCAGUCAACGAGGUGAAGGAACAAUGGUUGAAGGAGAGAUCAGUCGUGGUCAUAUUCCAGGGGGAGGUACAAAAAUUGGCCAGAUCAGUGAAGGAGGACCUUAUCCGAGCCUACGAGGACGGGUGGACAGCGAAGAAGCUGUUUCAUCCUACGCUCAAAAGAGGCAGAGUUAAAUUCGAAGACCCCAACGUCGCAUCAUACGUCGCCAGAGCUAAGGAAGUGGCGGUAUGGCUGAUCCAACAGAAGGAGAUGAAAAUUACUCUGGGCUCCGACGAAUACCAAGUCCUGUUCAAGCCAAGAUUGUCCAAACAGGAGAUGCAGGACGUCAGGAUCCAGGAACCGGAGACCAAAUUCUGGAUCAUUGCCCUGAGAGUCCAACUGGAGGCGUAUUACUACCUAGCAAGUGCAGUGAAAGGAAUCUUUGGGGACUUCUUGGAGAUGCACUCGCCGGAAUACGAUAAGGACAGGCCAAAGCUGAUGAACGUCAAGAUCGACAUGCCUCCGAUAGCGUGGGCCAAGGUCGAUGACGAGCUCUUCAUCCAACCUCCGAAGGGAGAGGUGUGGAAAGUGGAAGUAGUCUCACCAUAUACCGACUGGUGCCGUCGGUGUAAAUGGUACUACCACACUGAAGAGAACUGCCCCAGACACAAGCAGAGCGAAGAGGGUCGUGGGGGGAACAGAGGCAGACAGGGAGGUCAUAAAGUUUGGGCCCCCGCCCAAGGCACCCGAGGGGGAGUGGGGAUUCUUCUGCACCGGGACCUGCAAGCGCAGGUGAUAGACUCUAAGACGAACAUCUGGGGAAGAUGGGCUUGGAUAAAGAUUGGGGUAGGGAACGAAGAAUGGGUUAUCAUGACAGUCUACGCUCCAACUGAUGUGGGAAGAAGGGCGUCCUUUUUCGCAAGAUUGAUGCUACAUGUCCCAAAGGCAGACAAACUCAUGAUCACAGGGGAUUGGAAUGUGUCUUUUGAUGAAGUACUGCGUGUGGGCUCGCAAUCUGCAAACAGAAAGGACGCUCAAACGCUGUUGGAGUUCAGCACGGAACUGGAGCUGGUAGACCCGUUCCCAAUCCUAAACCCGGAUGACCCUAGGUACACUUGGGUAUCAAACCUGUACCACAACAGACAGUUGGUCACAAGAAGGCGACUUGAUUACUUUCUGCUAGCGGAACAGCUGAUGGAGAAAGUGACUAGGGUGCGCCAAGUGGGGAACCCAGUGUCGGAUCACAAGCCAGUGAUAGAAGUUAUUAGACUGCACCUGGGGGUGGAGAGGGGGAGAGGUUUCUUUCGAGUGAACAGCCAGAUCUUGGAGGUGCCAGGUGUAAACCAAUGGGUGUCCGAUCACAUGUCCUGUUGGGAUAGCACCAAACCUUUCUUCGACUCUACAGCAGAGUGGUUAGACAGACGUAUAGCCAUUACCUCAGGAGUGUUGGACGUGGUUUCCCGGAUACUAGCAAGAACAAGGAACAAGAGAGAAGCGGACUGCAGGAGGAGAGUGAAGGAAGCCGAGGACCGAAUGGAGGGACAUCCGAUCUUAGUAUUGGUAUGGGCAGCAGAGAGAAAAAGAAGAAUGGCGGAAUGGGAUGCCCUGCAAGAAGGAAAGCAGAACAGGUGGUCGGAUCUGUUGAAAGAGAAGGGGAUUGAGACACACGACAAGAUGUCGAAGGAGACGUUUCAAAAGUUGCUGCCAAGCCGUAAUGCACAGCAGAUGAUCACAUUGAAGCAUCCCUUCGAUGGUUCGGCCCCUCUAGCAUGCACGGCGACAGGCAUGCUGAAGUACGCGAGAAUGUACUACGAGGACAUCCUUACAACGAGGAGGCCAAUGGACGACUUGAACACGGACCUGUCAGAAGCAUCAGACAUGUGGGAGGACACCACAGUGAGGCUACAGACUACGGCAAAGCUGGACCUGGACAGACCCCUCACGCUAGAAGAGUUAACACAAACAGUAAAAUCGAUGGCGAAGGGCAAGUCCCCGAGAGUCGAUGGACUAACGGUAGAAUUUUACACCGCAAACUGGGGAGUAUUCGGUCCCCUGCUGGUAGAUCUGUAUAACGGAGUCCUAGAGGGCAGUCGUUUGGGCAAGGGCAUGACACACGAAGUAAUCGCAGUUCUAUUCAAGAAGGGGGACAAGUCGGAAGUUAGAAACUGGCAGCCGAUAUCGCUACUAAACGUGUCAUACAAGAUUUUGGCAAAGUCGCUAGCCCGCCGCCUCUCAAAAUACUUGCCAGACCUGGUGGAGAGAGAUCAAGGGGCCUUUGUGCAGGGACGGUCCAUCUUCAACAACAUAGUGACGGCGAUCGAGAUGCUCGAGGUGGUGCAGAAGGAGAAUUUGGACGUCGCAGUCCUGCUCCUUGACCUGGAGAAAGCGUACGACAAAGUGGGGUGGACCUUUGUCCUCACCACGCUGAGGAGGAUGGGCUUUGGUAACAAUUUUUGUGCCUGGAUCAUUGCCAUGUACACCCACGCUUCGUCAGCGAUCAUGAUUAACGGGCACCUGUCCGCUCCGUUCCCAUUGACAAGGUCGUCAGGGGUGCCCACUGGCUCAUUUAGUCUUCGUACUACAAAUGGAGGUGUUGCUAAACAAGAUCAGAUGACAUCCGGACAUCAGAGGUAUGAAGCUGCACAAAGGCGAGGAAUACAAGGUUAAGGCACUGGCGGACGACCUUUUCAUGGUGAGCGAGAACACAGUGAC